Messenger RNA from Anthostomella pinea, 2718 nucleotides. The record is from the annotation of a GenBank genome assembly. Lineage: Eukaryota; Fungi; Ascomycota; Sordariomycetes; Xylariales; Xylariaceae.
AUGGCCGACAUUAACAAACCAAGCAGGACUUCGCCGGCAGAGGAAGAUGGAUCUACCGGUCAGUUAGGCUAUGAGAGCCCGCAAUCCGGCAUCGCCACACCUCAGCCCGACCUCAAGGACAAACGACUGCCUGGUAUCAUGAGCUACUUUGGCCAGGUUCGUUCCACCUCUUCAGCGUUGUUGUGUCGUUCUACCUCUUCAACCCGAGCACCGGACACUGAGAAGUCACUUUCUAUCUCGCCUCAGGAAGAGAAGGAGACAGGAGCACUUCCACAGCAAUUUCCUACCCCAGGCCUGAGCCCAGACAAGGACUCCACGCCCGAGGUUUCGCCUCUCCUACCUCAUGAGAGAGUGGAACCCUCGGAAAAAGUGCAGUCUGAUCAAGAGAAGGCCCCAGAAAUCAAUCCCUACCCCACACCUCCUUGCUCGAAAGAACCAUCCGUAAGAGGAGUCGAUUCGAGCGAUGCGAGUGGUGAUUCGGUACCGGGCACUGCUGGUGCAUGCUCGCAGCGGCCCUCGCUAGACAUGACUGGGACGAGCAAACCGACUCCCCCGCCCAUGAAGGUUCGGAGAGCCACUCUAGCCUCCCCUCUCACGAGCCUCGUUACUACGAAUAGCGUUCAUGCGAGGGAUCUCUCCAAACCCAGUGGCCGUGCACUGUCAUCAAGCUCACGCUCUCCUUCGGACCUUCUUCCCCUUCUACAAGGCGAUUCUGCUAGUCUCUCUUGCAAGUCUGCUUCAAUUGAUCUGCUCAAGCAGCUAACAGAUACUGGUACUGAAAAGAGCGGUCCUCCAACCCCAACACGAGCCCUCUCGACAGCCAAGCCAUCUCAGGCCGAAACGAGAUCGUCGUCGAAAACGAGCGGAGAUGGCGGCGCGGACGAAGAAACAAGCGGUAGAGGAACCCCGGCUUCUUCCCAAGGCAGUACUAGCGCACCAUCACAGAAGGGAAAGCUCACAAUCAAGAUUCUGGAGGCGAGAGGGCUCCGAAGGAGUCGCGAUCCUUACGUUGUUGCCGUGUUCCAGAGAAGUGAGCUGAUUUCGGCUGGACCACGAACUUUCGAGGAUGAAGAGGAAGUGUCGCUUCCGACAUCUGCCCACAUGGGUGGGGUACCCAUAUCACGCCAGGAUAGUGACUCGGGUCGUCCAAUGGCGAUACCCAUGCGGAGUCGCCAAAGCAGUAAUACCAGCACCUCAGAGUACAAUACCUUUCGCAACCGCCCUCGAAGAUCGUUCACGGCCCCGAAGUGGGAUGCGGAGGCAGUCUUUGACGUCGUUGAGUCAGAUAUGUUGGUCGGCAUCUCAGUAUACGAUCACAGUGCGGCGGGCGAAGAGCUCCUAGGCCACGUCAAUUUCCAAGCAGCUGUCCCCGGCAAAGACGAACCCGUACGAGGCUGGUUCGGAUUAAAGGGCAAUGCCGAUACGACGAUUGAGAAGGAGCCCACAGGCGAAAUAUUUGUUGAGGCAUACUACCAGAAGGGAGAAAAGAGACAUUUCGGCCCGGAUGACUUCCAGAUACUACGAUUGAUUGGCAAAGGUACCUUUGGUCAGGUCUAUCAAGUGAGGAAGAAGGAUUCUGGUCGAAUAUAUGCCAUGAAGGUUCUGUCCAAGAAAGUCAUCGUGCAGAAGAAAGAGGUGGCACACACGGUCGGAGAACGAAACAUCCUCGUACGGACAGCCAUGUCAGACUCGGCGUUCAUUGUCGGCCUGAAGUUCUCGUUCCAGACGGCAAGUGAUCUCUUUUUGAUCACGGACUACAUGUCUGGCGGCGAACUCUUCUGGCACCUGCAGAAAGAGGGACGGUUCGACGAGAAGCGAGCCAAGUUCUACAUCGCUGAGCUCAUUCUGGCCAUCCAGCAUCUCCACCACAACGACAUCGUUUACCGCGAUCUGAAACCCGAGAAUAUCCUUCUUGACGCCAACGGCCACAUAGCCUUGUGCGAUUUCGGGUUAUCCAAGGCCAACCUGACCAAGAACGACACGACCAAUACGUUUUGCGGCACAACAGAGUACCUAGCUCCGGAGGUGCUCCUGGACGAGUCUGGCUAUACCAAGAUGGUUGAUUUCUGGUCGCUCGGCGUGCUCGUGUUCGAGAUGUGUUGUGGCUGGAGCCCUUUCUACGCCGAAGAUACGCAGCAGAUGUAUAAGAACAUUGCUUUUGGCAAGGUUCGGUUUCCCCGGGAUACACUCUCUCAGGAAGGUAGGAAUUUCGUGAAGGGAUUGUUGAACCGAAACCCAAAGCAUCGUCUGGGCGCCGUCGAAGACGCAGAGGAGCUGAAACGUCACCCAUUCUUCGCCGAUGUCAACUGGGACAUUCUGUCCAAGAAGCUCAUCACACCGCCAUUCAAGCCGAAGUUGAAGUCGGAGACGGACGUGUCAUACUUUGACCCUGAAUUCACGAACGCUCUGAACACUAACGGGUCGUUGAACGAGCGGGCUCAGCAGUUGGCCACCGGCUUCGGUGCGUCAUCAACACCGUUAUCGCCUACCACGCAAGCAAAUUUUAAGGGAUUUACAUUCGUGGACGAGAAUUCGUUGGACGAGCACAUGAGAGGACGAUACGACGACGACGACAUGAGUGACGCAGAGCGCCGAGAUAACGACUGGGACGAUCUCGAAGAUCUCGACCUCCGAAGGGCAAACCGGAUGAGUGGCAUCGUCGAGACAGGUGGACAAGGCCAGCCUGGCGGAGAGCCAUUCCAGCAAUUUGACAUGUGA